GCAAGUGAUAAGCUAACGCGUUCUGGUGGCUGUAAGGAAAUUGCAGGUUCCUGUAGCCAUUGUGAUCCAGUACGCCCUGUGGCUGAAAACACUCCCAAGCCGAAAAGUUGUACGAGGCUCAUCUCGGGACGAAGUGAAUCGUGCCAGAUAUGAGUGAAGAGGAAGCCAGGUUACCUCAGAGUUUGAUGAGAGUCCUCCCUGACGACCCCUAUGAGCAGCUGGAUCUGGCAAGGAAGAUUGCCUCUAUGGCUCUUGCUACUAGAAUGUCGGAAUUAGAAAACCGCGUGGGUAGAAUUCGGGAAAAUCUUCACGAGAAAGACAAUUUGAUUGAGGACCUCGAGCGCAGAAUUACCGAUGCUGAUCAAGCCAUUCAAAGAGCAAACAUUCGCAUCCUCAAAACGACAGACGAUCAGAUAAGGCUAUCCAAGGAAAACGAAGUGCUGCAAGGGACCAUCACUAGAUUGAGGCAUGAUGUUUCCAAGAUGGAGUCUGUUCGAAAGUCAUUGGUCCAUACAUUGCAGCUGGAUAAUCCUCAUCUACUCGAUACCGCAGAUGAAAAAUCGUUUAGUCAAGAAAACAGGCUUAAAAAAGCCAUGUCUAUGGACAACUCCCCAAGAUCACCUCUUCAGGAACCUAUCAGAACCCAAAGCUACGACAGAGUGCAAGUGGAGGAUGAUAUGCAAUCUUCUAGCGUGGAAGAUGCCAGGAGGCGAAUGCUUCUUCUUAAAGCGCGCCCGGCUAGAAGGUCCAUGUCCGACUUUGCCAAGACUCGCGCUCUGUCAGUACCACGACAGUUUGAUCACGAAUCAGAUUCUCCACUAUCUCAAGAAGGAAUCGCACUAACACCACCGAUAAGUCCACCCAAAACAUCCCCACCCAAGAGUCGGUCGGCAACAGGGUCCCCCGUGAAACAUAAGAUUCCGGCACCGACACCGCCACAAAGACCGCGAUAUAGCGAGGCUGCUACAGCUCCUAGCUCUCCUCCUCGCUCCCCCUCGAUGAUGAAAGCCGAUGGAAAGGAGUUUUUUCGGCAAGCAAAGAGCCGCCUUCCUUACGACCAGUUCCGUGCGUUGCUAAACACUAUCAAAGAGCUCAAUUCCCACCUGCGGACGCGAGAGGAUGCCUUGAGAAAAGCGGACGAGAUAUUUGGAACAGAAAACAAGGAUUUGUAUGCGUUUCUCUGCCAGCACCUCCCUUCCUAAGCGAGGCAAUGCCGAGACAACGACGCUCCUCUUCUUUCUUCCAAGAUUGAUGAAGGACAAAACGCAAUGGAAGUCCUUGUCCGCAACAAC
Selaginella moellendorffii is the source of this 1292-nucleotide messenger RNA. RefSeq lists its product as uncharacterized. Bases 150 to 1202 code for a protein of 350 amino acids. The record is from RefSeq and is a predicted model, not a curated record. NCBI's taxonomy places the organism in Eukaryota, Viridiplantae, Streptophyta, Lycopodiopsida, Selaginellales, Selaginellaceae. The transcript has 11 exons.